AUUUUAGGCUAACUUAAUAUCGUCUCUGUUGUGGUCACGAAGUGGAAGGCUCCCUUUAUUCGGCGUUAAGAACGUAUGCAGCCACUGAGUGACUGAUGAGCGGUUAGCAGACGAGAGAGCGCCAGACGCUCGUGGGACACCGUCGGGAACACAAGGGCUGAUCGUGUAAUAAAGUAUUGUGUAUUGUUUAUUACGUGUUCGGUGUAAAUAUAAAUUGUGUAUACUCUCGGCCAUCCGAACACAACAGUGGCGACGAGGAAAACAAAAUAGACUUUUGGGAGUUUUUUCGAGUAAAGUUUACGUGUUAUGCGUGUGUCAGUCAUUGCUAUAACUCUCGUGCUAGCGUCGCGCGUGUGUAUGUGCGUCGCGUGAUCGUACCGCGUCUCGGGUCGUAUUUAAUUUGUUUUAUCGGGUGUUCUGUGCGUACUGCAACAAUUCCAUCGUUACGGAAGCGGAGAAGAAUGAACAGCCCAGGAGAUCAGCCCCCAUCGGAAGAGCAGCGUCGAGCAUCGCAAAAUUGGUACAGCGUUCCCGGUGCAGCAAGUAUGCCGCAGCAGCCGCAGCAGCCAUCAUUAGUAGCAGUGCCACCAAAUCUACAAAGUGCAAUGCCCUCAGCAAUCCAGCGCCAUCGCAGAAUUUUGUUGAAGGGUCAUCGCACCAAGCAGCGUCAUCGCACCAAGCAACGUCAUCGCACCAAGCAGCGUAAUCGGAGCAAAUGAUGCAACUGAUCAUUUUAAUGCAGAAACAGAUAAGCCAACUCACAUUAAUGCAAAAUAAUUCGGCAACUGCCAAGCCCCCAGAACAUGUAUUAACUUCCGCACCUUUUGCAGAGCAAAUACUCGAUUCUUUAUCGCACCACAUAAAGGAGUUCCACUUCGAGGAGGAAGCAAAAAUGACCUUUGCUUCGUGGUUUGCUCGAUCUGAGGAUUACUCUAAGACGGUUGAGCGGAGAUUUUAAGAGGUCUUCAACGGCAUGGGUCUGUGCACAAAGGCUAGUGUAAAACUGCAGCUGAAGGAAAACGUUCGUCCAGUAUUCUGCCCAAAGCGACCGGUAGCUUAUGCAGUACAGGAGUUAGUCGACAAGGAACUCGAUCGACUAGAGCAGAUGAGCAUAAUAUCUCCAACGGAUUACUCUGAAUGGGCAGCACCUAUCGUCGUCGUCCGCAAGGCAAACGGCAGCAUUCGGCUUUGCGGGGACUACUCAACUGGACUAAAUGACGCGUUGCAGCAACAUGAGUAUCCUUUACCAUUACCUGAAGAUAUCUUCGCUAGACUAUCGCAAUGCAAAAUAUUUAGCAAAAUUGAUCUAUCCGAUGCUUUCUUACAGGUAGAAAUCGACCCUGCCUACCGAUCUUUACUCACCAUCAAUACGCAUCGAGGUUUAUUCACCUACAAUAGAUUGCCGCCUGGUAUUAAGAUUGCUCCAGCAGCGUUCCAGCAGCUUAUCGACACAAUGCUGGCUGGUGUAAAAGGAGUGUCAUGUUACAUGGACGACAUCAUUGUCGGAGGAGCCACUGAACAAGAGCAUGAAGCGAAUUUAAUGGCAGUUUUGAAAAGGAUUCAAGAGUAUGGAUUCAGCAUUCGAUCGGAAAAAUGCGCUUUUAAGGUUCAGCAACUAAGAUAUUUGGGUUACAUCAUCGACACCCACGGAUUGCGCCCCGAUCCAGCGAAGAUCGAUGUCAUAAAAAGGCUUCCAGAACCAACAGAUGUGAGCGGCGUCCGAUCCUUUCUAGGAGCCAUAAAUUAUUAUGCCAGAUUUAUCCCAAAUAUGAGAGAGUUGCGAUAUCCACUGGAUAACUUAUUGAAGACAAAUGCACAGUUUCGAUGGACCGCCGAUUGUAAAAGAGCGUUUGAAAGAUUUAAAUCCUUGCUAUCAUCGAACUUGUUGUUAACGCAUUAUGAUCCAAGGCAUAAAAUAAUAGUAUCGGCAGAUGCAUCAUCAAUAGGUAUUGGUGCCACUAUUAGCCACAUGUUUCCCAAUGGUACCAUACGUGUGGUUGAACAUGCCUCUAGAGCACUUACAAAAACAGAAGAAGGAUAUAGUCAAAUAGAUCGUGAAGGACUGGCAAUCAUCUUCGCGGUAACGAAAUUCCACAAGAUGAUAUUUGGAAGGCGUUUCCAGCUUCAGACAGAUCAUCGUCCACUACUGCGGAUCUUUGGGUCGAAAAAAGGGAUCCCAGUCUACACUGCCAACCGCUUGCAGCGUUUUGCGCUCACGCUAUUGUCAUACGAUUUCGGCAUUGAAUAUGUACGCACCGAAUCAUUCGGAAAUGCCGAUGUACUCUCCAGGCUAAUUAACAAGCAUGAUAAACCGGAUGAGGAUUGUGUAAUCGCUUCUGUUGCACUAGAGAUGGAUGUAAAGUCUAUUGCAACAAGCGCUUUAGUUACGUUUCCCUUGAUUUUUAGAGAGGUCGCUCGAGAAACGAAUCGUGAUCCUAUAGCAAGGAAGUUGCAUUGCUACAUAAAAAACGGGUGGCCACGUAAUAUUGCCCUUGGCGCAGAUUCAUCUCGUUAUCACAGCAGGAAGGAAGACUAUUCAACGGUGGAAGGAUGUAUUUUGGUCGGAGAGAGAGUGUUAAUACCAGAGAAACUACGCAAGCAAUGUCUGUCCCAGCUUCAUCGAGGACAUCAUGGUAUCCAGCGCAUGAAGGCGAUUGCGCGUAGCUAUGUGUUUUGGCCGUCGUUAAAUGAAGACAUCAUUGAUCUCGUCAGUAAUUGCCAUUAAUGUGCUCGGGCAGCAAAAUCUCCUGCUCAUGCUGAUCCUUUGCCGUGGCCGAAGACAACAACGCCAUGGGAGCGUGUCCAUGUGGACUACGCGGGCCCAAUAGAUGGAGACUAUUUUUUGGUAGUAGUCGAUGCGCAUACUAAGUGGCCAGAGAUCAUCCGGACGGCUAGUAUCACAGCCCGCAUAACCGUUAGCAUCUUGAGAGGGUUGUUCGCGCGUUUCGGUAUGCCAACGACACUGGUGAGCGACAAUGGCACACAAUUCACCAGCGGUGAGUUUUCGGAGUUCUGUUUGAGUAAUGGUGUGCAUCACAUUACGUCUGCCCCGUUUCAUCCGCAAUCGAACGGGCAGGCAGAAAGAUUCGUAGAUACGUUUAAGCGCUCGUUAACCAAGAUAAGAGUAGGAGGAGCACCGCUGCAGGAAGCACUGGGCCUAUUCCUACAGACAUAUCGAACCACGCCAAACCCUCAGUUAGAGCAAAACAAAACACCUGCUGAAGUUAUGUUUGGACGACCUAUACGAACGUGUUUUGAUUUACUCCGUCCCCCAAGGAAAAUUCAACAUGACUUUAGAGAAGGGAAUGAAAGAUCGUUCGAGCGUGAUGACCUUGUCUAUGCUAAGGCGUAUAGUAGGAACAAUUAACAUUGGGUUCCAGGAAGAGUGAUUCGGAAACGUGGAAAUGUUACCUACGAGGUACUUGACUGGUCAUCGCAGCGUCAUUAGACACAUUAAUCAACUGAAAAGGCGUGGACCAUUCAACAGCCAGGGUCCCAUGACGGAACGUUUCAAUCCAUUACCGUUGGAUGUAUUAUUGGAUUCUUGGAGCAUACCCGUUACACCAUCAGUGCUCCCAGAUGUUUAUCCAACACAACUUGCACCGCCAGUGGCGACUCCAACUGAGCCGCCAUCUCUUCCCCCACAUCGAUCUAUUCCUCAGCAUCAACGUUCACCACGUCGCUCUUCUCGGUCUAGAAGAGCUUCACGUCGGUUCGAUCCGUACCUACGCUAUUAAAAAGGGGGAGAUGUUGUGGUCACGAAGUGGAAGGCUCCCUUUAUUCGGCGUUAAGAACGUAUGCAGCCACUGAGUGACUGAUGAGCGGUUAGCAGACGAGAGAGCGCCAGACGCUCGUGGGACACCGUCGGGAACACAAGGGCUGAUCGUGUAAUAAAGUAUUGUGUAUUGUUUAUUA
Molecule: messenger RNA, 3915 nt
Organism: Anopheles coluzzii
Lineage: Eukaryota; Metazoa; Arthropoda; Insecta; Diptera; Culicidae
Exons: 1
Coding region: 974-2725 (583 amino acids)
Source: RefSeq, a predicted model, not a curated record